This is a messenger RNA of Xenia sp. Carnegie-2017, 1381 nucleotides long. Its product is annotated as THAP domain-containing protein 5-like. Lineage: Eukaryota; Metazoa; Cnidaria; Anthozoa; Malacalcyonacea; Xeniidae. The record is from RefSeq and is a predicted model, not a curated record.
GUAUGAACUUAUAGUUUCCUAAUUAUUGUACAUAAUUUGCCUUUUUUAAGUCACAUUUGGGACGAAAAUUUAUUUCCUACGCACGAAACCAUUGGUAUAAAUAGAAGUAAAAUUAGAGACUACGCAGUAGAGUUGUUAUUUGAUAAGAAAAGUCGUACUUCUUUCUUAAUAAAAAUUCUAUAACUAAGAAUCAGAGUGCAGAUCAAUUUGGACGAACUAAACGAAUUCUGCGACAAUGGUCAACUGUUGUGUUCCGGGUUGUACAAAUUACUCGUCGAAGUCAAAAUCUUCAGGUGUUAGUUUCCACCUUAUUCCGAAAGACCCCUCCCGUCAAAAGGCAUGGAUUGCUAGAAUACGGAGAGAAAAUCUACCUCCUCUCUCCAAUUGUUACGUUUGCAGCGAGCACUUUGCUCCCGAUUGUUUUAAAUCGGACCUAAGACAGAAACUUACACCAUGGCAACCUUUAAAAAGGCGACUGAAGCGGGAUGCAGUACCAUCGAUCUUUUCAUUUGGCCCUCAACCCAAACAAUGUUCCUCCACAAGUACAAAUGUUUUCUCAGUGAUUGAGCCUGAAGCAAAUAACAGUUGUGAUUUGGGUGCGUCUGACAGUCCUGAAGCAUUGCCAACUAAUUAUUGCAAGCCAGAAACCAAAGAUGCAUCAACAGUGUCAGAAGACUCUACAACUGAUGAUGAAGCAAUCCAAAUUGAACCCCAAGAGGAAAAGAAAUAUAUUGUUUUCAAGUCCUGUCUUAUUAGUCUUCUUUCAAAGUGUCUUUCUUGUGGAGAGACAUUAAUUGAAUGUGAAGAAAACACUGUAGGUAGUUUACUAUCAUUUAAUCUUUUUUGUAUAAAUGGUCAUCACACAACAUGGACAUCUCAACCACUCAUAAGGAAUGUCCCAGCUGGAAAUUUGCUUUUGGCUGCAUCAACUUUAUUUAGUGGAAACACUUAUGAAAGAAUCAGCCAAUUUGCAUCUUUCAUGAAUCUUGAAUUUAUUGGAAAAACCAGUUUUUACAGCCUUCAAAAGCAGUAUCUUUUUCCUGUUGUUGACAAAGCUUGGAAAGAGGAGAAAUCAGCUGUUAUUGCCAAAGCUAAGAAGUCUGGUAGUCUUAAUGUGAAUGGUGAUGGUCGAUGUGAUAGCCCAGGGCAUAAUGCCAAGUAUGGUACUUAUACAAUGAUGGCUGACUCUGGUAAGAUAGUAACUUUUAAUGUUGUGCAAAGUACUGAAGUCAGUUCUUCUAAUGCUAUGGAGAAAGAAGCAUUUGAAAGAUGUCUGUCUGAAGUUGAAAAGCUAGUUCCUGUUAAGCGAAUAACAACAGAUAGACAUGUUUCGAUUGCCAGUGCUAUGAAAAACAAACACCCUCAUAUUGAUCACCAAUAU